UCGAGCAGGUAUAUAAAAGCUUGAUUUUGAUUUAAAUCAUAAACCGACUAUGUUGUAUAGAAAAACAUGGCUCAAUAAAUUGAAGAUGAACUAAAAAUUAGGCAAUAUACAAGUUUGGAGCACGGCUUGCCGUAAUGUGAAACAAAACAAAGCAACUAAAAGGCGAAAACAUGGAAAAUAACACAACUGUUAGCCCUGCAUCUUCAGAUUGCAAUCAAAUACAUUCUUUAAAAAUCAAAAGGAAAAAACAAGAGCUGGAUAUGCACGAUUUAAGCAACGACAAUCUACCUCCUGAGGAGGAAGAGGGUAAUGUGGAAUAUAAGUUAAAGCUGAUUAACCCAACCGACUCUCGACUUGAGCACUUGGUUACUCAGAUGAAAUGGAGACUGCAAGAGGGACAAGGAGAAGCAAUUUAUAAGAUUGGUGUCGAAGACAAUGGGGUUUGUGCCGGCCUUACUGACCAAGAACUUAAUUCAACCAUGGGGACUUUGAAGAGCAUGGCAGAAAAACUCGGAGCCGAUCUUACCGUAUUGCGUGAAAGAGAGGUUGAUAGUUUGGUCCUUGGUGAGAGGAAGAGAGUUUCGGAAGUUUUGGUUCGAAGAGUUCCUGAUGAUCAACAGUUUUUGGAUCUUCGUGUAUCUGUUCUUGGAAAUGCUGACGCGGGAAAAUCAACAUUACUCGGCGUUCUUACUCAAGGACAAUUGGACAAUGGACGCGGACAAGCGAGACUUAAUUUAUUCCGACAUUUACAUGAAAUUCAAACUGGUAGAACUUCUUGUAUAAGUCACGAAAUUCUUGGCUUUGACAGCAAAGGAAAUGUGUUAAACUACAGUGAGUUGCAAACAUCAGAAAGUAUUUGUUCGGCGGCGUCAAAGAUUAUAACAUUCAUAGACCUUGCUGGCCACCAUAAAUACCUUCGUACCACCAUUUUUGGUCUCACUUCUCACCAUCCUGACUUUGCAAUGCUGGUCGUUGCAGCAAAUCGUGGAGUAGCUGGCACCACCCGUGAACACCUGGGGCUUGCAAUGGCGCUUGGUGUGCCUACUAUUGCCGUGGUAACUAAGAUCGAUCUUUGCCCUGAAGCCGUAUCGGACCGGGCAUGUCGACAAUUGGAGAAACUGCUCUCUGGCGCUGGUUGUGGAAGGAUUCCAUUCCGAGUAAGAUCGGAAGAUGAUGUUUAUACCGCCGCUGCAGGGAUGGGUGGAGAGGGAUCAAAGAUUGUUCCAUUGUUCAAAGUAUCCAGCUUGAGUGGUGCAAAUCUUUCUCUACUCACUAAGUUCUUCAAUGUUUUAUCUCCUCAAAAAAAUCAACGAGAGCAAGAAAAGUUGAUGCAGGAAUUGCCACAGUUUCAGGUUGAUGAAGUUUUCUCUGUCCCCGAAGUUGGUGCCGUGGUUGGUGGUACGCUGUCACACGGUGUCAUCACUGAGCAGAACAACUUGAUCAUCGGGCCUAACACUGAAGGGCGCUAUCUCCCAGUUACCGUGACGACCAUACAAAGGAAUCGAGCACCGUGUCGUGUAGUAAGAGCCGGCCAAGCAGCAUCGUUAUCCUUGAUUAAUAUUGAUAAAGAUGAUAUUCGAAAAGGUAUGGUACUGGUUAGUCCGGAGUUGAAACCUAGUUGUUGCAUUCAGUUUGAAGCAACAGUGUUUCUUCUAUACCAUCCAACAAGUGCAUUAUGUCCUGGGUUUCAAACCACAGUGCAUGUUGGUAGUGUCAGACAAACUGCUGUGGUUGAGAAAAUUCACAACGAUACGGAAUCACUCAACCAGAACGAGCAGUCAGUCGUGACUUUCCGCUUUGUUUGUUACCCCGAACAUCUUCGUCUAAGCUCAACUCUUCUCUUCCGCGAGAGGACCACUAAAGGUAUCGGACAAAUCACAAAAGUCUUCCCGUUUACUCCAGGAGAACGCAUCCAGAAGAGGCAAAGAAAACACUCCCAGAGAUCACCAUCUUCUUCCUCACCUCCAGGGUAUGCUAGCUCAGAUGAAUUAAUGUCUGUGUCUUCGAGUAAACGGCAACAUGUAGAGCGUUAGGUGAUCUUACAAUAAGCUUGUUCUUAGCUUUGUAAUAUUUUUUUCCCAUUUCUUUUUCAUAGAUUUAUUCGAAAAAUUUUGUUUUUUGUAAUAAGCGGUGUUCCGCUUCUGGUUAGCAAGGCGUUAUAAUAUGCGUCUAUAUUUUAAAAACCUAGACCGUGAAUGGGUUAUUUCUUUAAUGUGUUUAGAAAAUUUUAUUGUUAGGUUAAAUAUUUUAGUAAAAAUAAUAAUUUCGCCAUGGAAAAGUCGGAAUUUUUUCGCCCCCACUUUUAUCCUAAUCGAGUUUAAUAAACUGUAUUUUCUUUCAUAAAAAAAAACAAUAUUUUUAUCCCAACUAUAUUUCUUUUCAAAACAAAAACGUUUUUUUACCAUAAAUUGUAUUUUUCUAUAGAAUAUAUCUCGGUGUGUUGUAUUUUAUGGGCGACGUUGGUUAGAAAUAUUGACUGCCGCAUUUUGUCCGAAUUUUGUUUGUAAUGUUGUGCUUACAUUGUGUGCAUGCUACGUCGGUUGGUUGGUUUAAUUAAACGAGUGCUGUUGCACACUGUGAAA
Molecule: messenger RNA, 2582 nt
Organism: Ciona intestinalis (vase tunicate)
Lineage: Eukaryota; Metazoa; Chordata; Ascidiacea; Phlebobranchia; Cionidae
Source: RefSeq, a predicted model, not a curated record